Molecule: messenger RNA, 1261 nt
Organism: Cyphomyrmex costatus
Lineage: Eukaryota; Metazoa; Arthropoda; Insecta; Hymenoptera; Formicidae
Product: coiled-coil domain-containing protein 43
Exons: 3
Coding region: 287-913 (208 amino acids)
Source: RefSeq, a predicted model, not a curated record
UAUACGUUCAUCUUACGCGCGUCGAGAUCUGUGCCAUAGAAACGGAUAAAGCCUGAGAGCUCCGACACGGCGAUGUCCACGCCGCCGUCGUGGAGCUGACCGGGUGACCGUUCGCCGGCUUGUCGCGUCCAGGAUCGGAAAGAUGUGACUGCUCGGACGAUCAGGCGUCACAUCGCGGCGACGCUGCAUCCUUUCUUCCUUCCGUUCUUCCUACGACAGUCGGAGCGCGCGCGAACAGGCGACCGGUGAAGUUAAAACCGCGUGAGUGCCGGAGCACGAGAGAGCGAUGGCGGUCACGGCGAGCUCCUUCGACGCCUGGCUCAGUAAGAAGCUGCAGGCGCUCAACACGGACGAAGGUGUCUUCGGCACGUAUAUCCGAGGCAUCCUCGAAGGUGACGAGUCCGAGGACGAGAAGACCGAGGCGCUCGAGAGCAUCCUCGCGGGCAUAACGGAAGAUAAUAUCAGCAAACAUGUAGCGGAAAUCUUAAGCGCGUGGGCAGAGUGGUUGCCAACUGAGCAAGUAGCCGCAGCACCUGCACCUAUGGAAGACGUUGAUGUCAGACUGGCAAAAAUGCUGGAGUCACAGAGUCUACCCACAACGACACAGAGGAGCUAUACGGAGGAAGAGAGACGGAUACGAGAGGCUAUACUAGCACAAUACAGUCAAAUGUCGGAUGAAGAUAAUAGCGGAGGAGAUGGGGAAGAGGAUGGAGCAAGCGGUGGAGACUGUGGAAUCGAAAAGAACUUGAAUGUAGCUACUAUCAUACAGCAAGAAAAAGAAAAAAGAGAAAAAGCCAAGCUGGAGAGUCAGAAGAAAAAGGAAAAGGACAAGGAAGACAGAGAGAAGCAAAAGCAAUUAAAAGAAGAAAAAAAGGAGAAGAGAAAAACUCAAAAAGGAGAGAGGCGGAGGUAGCAUUGAAACAAAAGUGAUGGAACGAACUUACUUUGAGAUUACAUACAUAUAUGCUGUGGUAUUUUAUCUAUAUUGUAGACAUGUAUGUCUAUCUAUAUUGUCGUGCAUGCAACGAUCUCCGACAGUUAUUUAAAUCAGUGUCAUCGAUCUUACAUUUUCGUUAGAAGAAUAUGUGUAGCAUCCAUCUAUCAUUAGAAAAUGAAUUCAGAUUCAGUACGAAUGCAUAUAUCAAGAAGCAGUACAUGUAACGUUAAAUCAUCCUGUGCCUUCUGUCUAUCUAAAACAUUGUCCUUUUUUUUAAAAAAUAUUUGUUACUUAUUCAGUCUUUUUUGUUCUCUACUCACUUUU